Darwinula stevensoni is the source of this 558-nucleotide messenger RNA. The record is from the annotation of a GenBank genome assembly. NCBI's taxonomy places the organism in Eukaryota, Metazoa, Arthropoda, Ostracoda, Podocopida, Darwinulidae.
AUGAAGUCUGAGGUGCCAGAGGUGGAACAUCCCAAGUCGGAUAAUGAGGAGACACUGACCACUACAAGUGCAGUCAAAGAGAUCCAGCUGGUGGACGAGGUGCCAGAAGAACUGAAUCAAGAAAUGAUGAAGGUACAGGCAAUAGAGAAGGGACUGAAAGCGCAGGUUGGGACUGUUAGGACAAAGCUUAGAAAAGAAUCCAAGAAAGAGUCUGUGAAUCAAGAGAUGGAAGGGGAUUACCGCGUGAUCGAAGAAGAGCUCAGUGAGAGCAGAGAUGCGGUAGAAAAGCUGCAGCUGUGGGAAAAAUUGACCAUGGAGAAGAAAGCAAAAGACCCCGAGGAGCAGCUCAAGAGGGAGCAGAAUGUAUAUGGAGAGAAGAACUGCACCAUUGAGAGGCAGCUCCAGGAGAGCAGUAAUCAGGUUGCUGAGUUGCGCCGACAGUUGGACAUUCUGGAGGAGAAGUCCGUACAGGUCGGUGCAGGAAACAUAGUAACAGCCUUCCCAACUUGGACGCCGAAGCAAGAUGAAGCAGUCUUUCAGCAAUCACAGACGACUCAG